Molecule: messenger RNA, 929 nt
Organism: Cylicocyclus nassatus
Lineage: Eukaryota; Metazoa; Nematoda; Chromadorea; Rhabditida; Strongylidae
Source: the annotation of a GenBank genome assembly
AGAUAGUGUCUAGACGCUUUUGCCACAAUUCAAUCUCCAAACCAAACAGAACCGGUGAAUAUCAUCUUUUUGGCUCCACCUAUCACAGUUGACCAUGUGAAUGGCAGCUUCUUUGUCUUCGACAUGGAAGACGUCGCACGUCUUCGAAAUGAAUGGCGUAUGAUCGCUGAACUGCCUGCAAGUUCCAGAGGACAACCACCACAUUUUCUUUCCCCGGAACAAGUGUCGAUUCUUGUUUUAUACGGUGCUGCUCGUGUUCGGCGACUAAAGAGAAACUCAUCAUGCCCUCUGGAAGGCGAUUCGGCUGAAAUACCCCCAACCGGUGCAGAAGUCCCGAACUGCUCGACCGUGGUUACUCAAGGACUUUUGGAUACCGAUGAUCCUUUAUCUGAGCCGCAGGAAUGGUUUGAUGAGCUUGAAGUGCCAUUACCUUGCACUCGUGAUCAUCGCGCUCGAGAAAUUAUUUUCCACGAUCUAUGGCGCAAAGGCUAUUAUCUAACUAGCGGAGAGCAGUUUGGAUGUGCCUAUCUGGUCUAUGAAGGUCUUCCUGGUGAGUUACAUGCCAAAUAUCUGGUUGAUUAUGUCAUGGAAGAGGAGGACUUGUCUGUGACAAAUAUCAUUUCUUUAGUUCGAGUUGCUACGCAGGUGAAAAAGAUAUUACUGCUUGCAAUAGUGGCCUCCAAUAGUAAUCAGCCACACUACCUCACUUUUGAUUGGUUCAAGCCGUACUCUAAGGAGAUUGAAUAAUUUGUGUUUUUGCUUUCUGAAGCUUGUUAUUACAAUUCUGACAUCUUGAAUGUCAAAAUAUUGAGAAGCUCAACUUUAAGUCCUGAUUUCUAAAGAUGAAGCUCACUACCAGAUUGUCACACAUCACAAUCUGCACUCUAUAAUUUUUGUAUGUCCAUACGCACCGGUUUUUAUUUCCAGAG